CACACCACACCACAAUUCGCAUAUAGCGACAAUGAGGUGCAAGGACACUACCAUUGCACUACUUUGUAAUUCAGGAGUAGCGACAGCUCAAUGCUUAAUGCUCAAAUGGUCGAACGAUUUUUCUUGGUCAGCCAAACCCAUCUUCACCGGAACCAAUCUCACCCAAUAAUGCUUCUCUCUGGUCCCCCUUCCUCUGGGAAGAGCUCUCUGCUAUUUCAAUUCGCAUUUAACUCGGCGGCAUUAGAGAGCAACGGUGUGGUUUUGUUCCUCUGCAACCGUCGCAAAUUAGAAAGCAAUCCCCCUUAUCUCUCUCAGGGUAUUGAUCCAUCUUCUGACAUAUUUCAGCGUAUACAGAUGAAAUAUGUGGAUGAUGAUGAAGGGAUCAAGAAGUACUUUGCUGCAUUCCACCUGCAUGAUAAAUUUCCUGUUACAGUAAUUAUUGAUGAUUUUGGAGAUUUCUUUGAAGAUAGGAACUGCCAAGAGAAAUAUAAUAGUCCACGCGGGAGGGACAUAGCAAUGGUCCGAAUUCUUGCUCUAUGUCACAAUGCGAUAAUUCAUGCAAACGACGCGGGACCAUGCAAGCUUCUUCUGUCUGAUACACACCACGCAGACUCCCCAAGGUUGCUCUUCAUUUAUAAGAGAUGGAUCUCAUCCAUUUUCACCAUUAAAGGUGAUGGUUCUGGAUCAUUUCUUAUGAAAAAUAGCUUCCGUUUGGGAAAUGCCGGCUUGGAGAGGAUGAGAACUGCAAAGUACUCCAUAGCGCUUCAGUAUCUGGUUUUGGAAGGUAUUACUGAAGACACAGAGUAGUUAUAUUGUUGGUGGAUUACAUAUAUAGUGAAGGCCCUUUUCUCUCUUUUUAAGUUCAGAAUGGUAUAUAAAUCCUUCUAUAUAUUGUUAUGUUACUAGUCUUCACUCAUUCCCCCUAAAUAUCUUAUUUUCAGUUGCAACGUAUAUCUUAUAUUCUCGAAUAAAUUAUUUCAUGGAAUCAUUUCUCUUAAUUUCAACCUCCUAAACUGCCCUCAUUCUUCUUGCUUGUUAUAUUAGCAUGUUUUUACACCCGUUGUUCGCACCAUUCAGCCAUUCAAGGUCUUGUUACUGUUGAAUGUUUUGAUUUAUAAACUGGUUCGUGUGGUUUUCAGGUUUUAUGCCUAUUUUUGGAUAUGCAAUAAUUGAAAAUUUUAAGGUGCAUCACUUGCCAUUGCCAGAAAUUGUACCAGUCAUCGAUGCAUUAACUUGUCACAUUUCUUUUGUAGGAAUUCUAAUUCUCUUAGGGUAUUAAUCUGAUAUAUUUCUAUGGCAUUUCAGCAAAGCCAGAAAGAAAGACUGAUUAUAAAUUUUUCUUAGACUUCUAGCAGUUGGGCCUUGCUAGGGUUUUUACCAUUAACAUUCUGAACUAGGGUUUGCAAACAGUAAGAUAACAUCAGCUUGAUUUCUGUUUCGGUUACACUGCUGAAUAUUAUUCUCAUAAAAACCAAAACAGGAUUAAAAAAAAAAAAAAAAACACUAAGAUUACAACUGCAUAUUUUAUAUGUACAUCAUUAUCUACUUGUAUACUCCACUUUGAUAUUCAGGCUCACAGAAUUCUCCU
Cornus florida is the source of this 1588-nucleotide messenger RNA. RefSeq lists its product as uncharacterized. Gene Ontology annotation, cellular component: Shu complex. The transcript has 7 exons. Gene Ontology annotation, molecular function: single-stranded DNA binding. Gene Ontology annotation, biological process: double-strand break repair via homologous recombination. Bases 91 to 807 code for a protein of 238 amino acids. Lineage: Eukaryota; Viridiplantae; Streptophyta; Magnoliopsida; Cornales; Cornaceae. The record is from RefSeq and is a predicted model, not a curated record.